AUGUCCACCAUCUCUGAAACUCAGCCCGAACGUAUUUCCGUUGCUCAGUUCUCAGCUCAAGCCAAAGGCGAGAUCUUAGCAUCAGAAUUUGGACAUCCAAGUGUACAAGCCAAUGAACUGGUCGAUGUUACGAACGACAAGGUAGUCAAUGGUGUAGACACUCCAGCCAGUCACAGCACGCAGGAACAAACUUCACGCCCCGAAACUGUUGCUUCCUAUCCCGUUUCAGACCUCAAGCUGGAAGAUCGAUGUAUCGAUGAUUUCCGUCCGCUGCGUGUCGCUGUGAUUGGCGCUGGACUCUCGGGCAUCCUAUCCGGGAUUUUGCUCCCCUUGAAAGUGCCUGAGAUACAGCUGACCAUUUUUGAAAGGAGUAGAGACGUGGGCGGAACCUGGCUUGAGAAUGUUUAUCCUGGAGUGCGAUGUGACAUCCCUUCCCACGUCUACCAGACCACCUUUGACCCUAACUUGAAUUGGUCUGAGCAAUUUGCAGAAGGAGCAGAGAUUCUUGACUACUGGAAGAGCCUGGCUACGAAGUACGACAUUGCCCGCUACCUACGUAUGGGCACCUAUGUCGAGACCGCACAGUGGGAUGAUACGCAUUCUACUUGGGCACUAAGUUUGCAGGAUGUGGACUCGAAGUAUACUUCUGUCGAACGUUUUGACUUUGUAAUAACCGGAAUUGGACGAUUCAAUGAGUGGAAGCUGCCAGACUACCCUGGUAUCAACGACUUCAAGGGCCAUCUCCGACAUACUUCCAACUGGGACCCAACGUAUGAUCCCACCAACAAAAGGGUCGCGGUCAUUGGCAAUGGUGCCAGUGGUAUUCAAUUGGUUCCAGAGCUUCAGAAAACGGCGAAACAUAUUGACCACUAUGCGCGUAACAAGACUUGGAUCGCUGCUGGAUGGGGCGGUCGCGAACGUCAGGUUGGGGCGGAAUACAUCCCCAAGGACCAGAUCGACUCCUUUGGCGAUCCGGACACCUACCUCAAAUUUCGCAAGGACGCAGAAGAUCGAUACUGGAGAGGCGCCAAUGCGAUGAAAGCAGGGACCAAGGAAAAUGCCGACUAUCGGGAGAGGUUCAUCGACAUCAUGUAUCGGCGGCUAGAGAAGAAGCCGGGCUUAGCUGAGAAGAUGAUACCCGACUUCUCACCUCAUUGCAGGAGGUUGACUCCAGGUCCUGGAUACCUAGAAGCGCUGACCGAGAAUAAUCUGGAAUAUAUCCAGACACCGAUCUCCAAGUUUACCGCCACAGGCAUUGAAACGGUGGACGGGGCUCAUCGCGAAGUGGACGCGAUAUUCUGUGCGACAGGUCAUAAUGUUGACUUCGCUCCUCCGUUUUCCAUUCGUGCGCGUGGCGUGGAUCUCAAGACGGCUUGGAAACCUGGCGGAGAGAUUGGAUAUCCCAAGACAUAUCUUGGAAUGGCGAGUGCCGGGUUCCCAAAUCUGUUUUACAUCGGCACGGUACACACCAACGGCAUCGCCGGGACCUUUAUACACAGCAUUGAGAACCAAAUCACCUAUUACGCCAAGGUGCUACGUAAAGUGUCCAGUGAGGGCAUCAAGACCAUCACGCCCUCUGCCAAGGCGGUGGAUGACUUCAUAUCUUAUGCUGAUGCCUACUUUCCCACGACGGUCAUGACUGGUAAUUGCAGCUCCUGGGCAAAUGGCGGACGCCCUGGUGCGCGUAUACACGGUGCUUGGCCUGGAAGUGCCUCACACCUAACCUUUGUCCGUCGCAACCCCCGCUGGGAGGACUUUGAGUAUGAGUAUGUUUCAGGUAGUGGCAACCGAUUUGCCUACUACGGAAACGGUCGGACGGUCAGGGAGGCAGAUCCCAAUUUUGAUAUCACCUCAUAUCUAAAGAGGGACCCAGCUCAGAUUGAUCUCCGCGAUAUUCAUGAGACCUGGCAUAGUUGGCCAUAG
Fusarium sp. VM40 is the source of this 1923-nucleotide messenger RNA. Lineage: Eukaryota; Fungi; Ascomycota; Sordariomycetes; Hypocreales; Nectriaceae. The record is from the annotation of a GenBank genome assembly.